Messenger RNA from Coturnix japonica (Japanese quail), 7904 nucleotides. The record is from RefSeq and is a predicted model, not a curated record. Lineage: Eukaryota; Metazoa; Chordata; Aves; Galliformes; Phasianidae.
UGGCCCCAGUGCCCCCUGUACCCUGCUGAGGCCGUGCCACCCCCGCACCCCACAGCAGAUGUGCCGGGAGCACUAUGUGACUCAUGCCCAGGCAGGGAGCGGCGAGCCCUGCGUCUCUUCCCCCACCCACACAGCAAAGGGGUUGUGCAACCGCAUGGCACCGCAGAGCUGCAGCCAGGUGCUGGGGAGCGGGGGUUGGGGAUGGCACUCUGUGCACCCUGAGCAUUGUUGGAAUGCGUUGCCUGGGUGCCCUGAGGUGCAAAACCUCGUAGAAGGGAAGGGGGACCUCGGUGCACAAACCUGGGUGUGUGAGCACGGGUGUGGGGUUGGGUGCUGGUGGUCCCCAGGGGGAGUGGUGGGUGCACAGGGGCCGCUGUGUGCUGGGUGAAUAUCACUGCCUUUCCCUGGUUUAAGGUGACCUGCAACCACAGCACGGCUCAGCCCAUGUGAAACCACCCCCCACCCCCCUACAGCCCAGCUCUGCGUGGGUGUUUGUAAUGGGAUACACACUGAUGGUGCAGAUAACCCCCUGCACGCAACGGCCAUGUUAAGGUUAUUGGCCCUUAGCACAAUGCCCCCCACCUCUGGGGGCAUCGGAGCAGGUGGGGUGGGCACUACUGGGUGUGAGGUGGAGGUCUGAUGGAUGCUGCCCAGUCUCUGUGCAUCCUGGGGGGCAAUGAGGUGCCCUGGGGGAUGGGGAAGGGUUAAGCAGUGCAGGACCCUGAGGCAGCUGCUCCCUUCCUUCUUCCUCCUUGGCAGCAGGCCCAUGGGUUCUGGGGGUUAUCGUCUACCUGGACAAGCAUGGCUGGGACUUAGCAGCAAACAAUGUGGGGUGGGCAUGGGGCUGGGGUGAGCACCCCCUCCAUGCAGUAUUGGAGACCUGAGCCCACUUUGCCAUCCUGUGGCCUUUUGCAGCCCAUUCAGUGGUGUCAGGAGGUGAUAACUCUAAGUGCAUCUAAUCCUUGAGGUGUAAGAUGUGUGUUCACCUUAUAUAGGGUCAUAAAACCUCGUGGCUAAAGCAAGGGCUGAAAGGACGACCCCAACCACCAGCACAUCCUCAGGGCUGGGGCAUGGCUGUCUCUAUGGGCUUGGGGAGCUGUUAGUGGCAUGUGGCAUCCCCACAUGGCAGUGGUGGCUGGAGGAGGGCUGGCACAGGGCAGUGCUCACCGGAGGAGCCGCCUCGUUGCAUCACUGCCCCUCGGACAGAAAGGAAGUGCCAGCAGUGCCGGGAGCCAUUGUGGCCACGCUAUGGGGCAGCUGCUGUGGAGCUGCGUGCUGUGGGGACUCUGGGUGCUGCCAGGUGAGUGCCGGGGUCGGCCGCGUCAUUGGGGCAGCUGGGCACACCACGGUGCCAAGGUGGCGUGGGGCUCUGUCCUGCAGCAGCCUGCAUGGUGGGGAGGAGAGAUGGGCAUCCGGUGGAUUACAGUGGGAACCAAAGGGCCGGUUGCUCAACCUGCCCUUGCUCACACCCAAGCCCCACCAGGGAAGUCGGGAGCAGUGGGCACGGGGCCCCUUGUCCCAGCACAGGACUCAGCAGAGCUGGUUGGCAGCUCCCACAUGCCUGACAGCAUCAGUGCCAAACAACAUCUGGAUAUAUCACCCACUGUGCCCGAGCUGGGCAUGUGCCAGCUGUCCCCUGGCCGAGCGGAGCAGCCCUCUUCCCUCAGGGAUGGUUCAGUGUGUGGAAUUGCCUUCUGUCUCCUCACAGGCAGUGCAGUGCCGCAGAUGGUGCUGGCAGCACUGGACCUCAUGAGCUCUAGUGAGGAGCAGGAGAUGCCUUCUAGUGCAGCAGGCUCUGGGGGAGCAGCAGGACGAGACAGUCCCCAGGCAGGGCUUCCCUACCCAGAACAAACCAACUUGCUGACCAUGGCUCCUGGCACCACUCGAAACUCAUCCCCUCUUCCAGGAGGGCACUCAAUGGCUGUAACCCAUGGGAAGAGGGAUGCAGAGCCACCUACAGCCACGCUGACCCCAGCUCUGCAUGUGCCCACGGAGGAGGGGACAGACUCCCCUGUGCUACUGGGCAGCAGCAGCACUCCCACAAAGUCUGUGGAAGAACACAAUUGCUUGCAGAGCACAGCUGGGCAGCCCACACCAGGUACAGCUGUACCUCUACAAGAAGAGAUCGUGGACCUGGAACAUGUAGGUUCCACCAGCAUGUACAGGAGGUGUCCAGCACCCAGUGGAGGUUUGUUACCACCAGUGACACACUCACCUGCAAAUCCUCUGGUGCUGGGGACAGAAGCACCUUCCUCAGCCACCAGCACAGCGACUGAUGGUGAUGGGUUGGUGCAGACUCACAGUGCUGUCACUGCGGAGGGGACACUGGGAACAGCACAGGCCACAGUGCUGUCUGAUGUCCAACACACAGGGACAUCACCCCACUCCUUCACCUGGAUCCCAGCUGAGCCUUUCACAGCCGCUGUGCACCUGUCCCAGGAGGUGACACCAGGCCUGGACGAGGCCACCUCUCCUUUUGUCACAGCAGCCAGCAUCAGAGUGGGGGACACAGAGCCUCCAUCAACCACGUCUGACCAUGUCACAUCUCCUGCUGUGCCAGCAACCACAGGAUCUCCCCAUCAUGAUGGAAUACAGAAGCCAGGGACCGUGAUUCCCCCAGGCACAGCAUCAGAGGCGGUCACCCCUUCUCCUGCCACUGUUGAUGCCAGCGAGCCCACAGUCCCAGGUCUUCCAGCCCCUGGCACAGCUGAAGAUGGGCUGCACAGAGACACUGCCAUCACCCACCCCCAUGUCACCUCCCAGCUCCAUACCAGCACUGUACCAGCUCCAGGCAUGCCAACCACAGCCAUGGAUGUCACCACAGCAUCACAUGUACUCACUGCCCCUUUUCCAGCCCUGGGCAGUGCUGAGACAGCAUCCAUCAGUACUGAAGCAACCGCAGGCACUGCUGUCCUGCAGACUGAGGGCUCCUCGAUGGGGCUGGAUAUGGGGACAGUCCCCAGCAUGGCCCCUGCCGUAUCACCCCCCGAUUACAGCACAGUUGGGCGAAUAAUAGGGUCAGUGACUCUGGGAUUGAGCAGCAGCACACAGACAUCAACAGCCUCAGUCCCAGCUGGAAACCCCACAGUGGAUGUCCCUGCAGCCACAGCCAACACUGAGAGCACUUCUGUGGUGUCAGCACAACCAGAACCAUAUCCUUCUAGUGCCAGCACCACUGCUCAGCUGGGCACAACCACAGCAAUCCACAGCCAUAGCCUUGCCCGGCUGACAGUGAAUAUGGACACCUCCUCAGCUACCAACCCCAUGGCCGGAGAUGCUGUGCUGGGUAACAAAAGGACCAUCCCAGUGUCACCAUCUGCAGUGGGCAGCCAACAUCCUCCCACGUCCCUGGCAUCAGUCACACCACUGUCCCCUGCCCUCAGUCGUGGUGCAGCUGAGCAAGGUGUGAGCAGUCUGGCAGUGGUGGCAUCCUCCGCCACACCGACUGUGGUGGCAUCCAUCACACCCAGUGCCAGUGUCACUGGUCCAGCAGUGGUGGCACCCUCCGUCACACCCAGUGUCAGUGCCACUGUUCCAGCACAGGGAACAGGAGAUGCUUCUCUCAGUAGGGUCACAACACCCUCCUCCUCUGUUCCCAGCAUCUCUCUGGGUCCACACAGCCCACAUGUCACCCCAGGGACACCCAUCAAGGCCACCAGCAGUCCCCGUGACCCAGCCUUGAGGGAUUCCAGCACACACACAUGGGAAGCCACAGCCAUGUCCUGGAAGGACACUGUCCCCUCCAGCAAUGCCGUAACGCCAGCUGGCUCACCCAGCACUGACACCUCCAUGGUGACCAGGCACACCACGGUGUCAUCUCCUACAGCAAAGGUCACCAUCAGUGCCCAGUCCCAUUCUGCCAUGUACGAUGUCCCCACUGCUCUGACAGCGACAAACCACAAGGUCACCUCUGUGUUUGCUGCCAUGUCCAUCCCUGCCAAGGGCACACCAGCAGCCAGCAGCCCUACCAGUGCAGCUCCAGGCUCAGGGGCACAGAAUGGACCAACCACAGCACCAGGGACAUCUGUUUAUGCCACCUCCCAGAAUCCUGUGUCCAAGCCUGGCACUAAGCUCGCCCCGGCAGUGUCACUGUACCCAUUUGGGGCAGCAGAAGGGGACACAGAGUGCGUCCAGAGGACAGUGGACUUUAACUCCCCACUGCUGAGGCCAGAGAUCGGAUUCCCCUUGGGGAAAGCACUGCGGGACACCCUCUACUUUACAGACAAUGGACAAAUCAUUUUCCCACCCACGGACAGCCACGUCCCUUCCAACCCCCACCCCCCAUCCCAGGGCUUCAGUGGCCACGAGGCUUUACCCAUGGUGGCCGCCUUUUGGGAUGAUGCGGAUUUCUCUCGCGGUGUUGGCACCACCUGGUACCAGGAGUACCCCACCCUCGGCUCCAUCCAAGAUCCUGUUGUCCACGACGUGGAAACAAAGAUUCAGAAAUACCUGCAGGUGCCAUACUCUGCUAAAUGGACCCUGAAGGUGACAUGGGAGAAGGCUCCAGCGUACCCGUCCCAUCUGGAUGACACACAGACCAACACAUACCAGGCGGUGCUCUCCACUGAUGGGAGCCGCUCCUUCGCCCUGCUGCUGUACCAGGAUGGUGGCAUGAGGUGGGACUACGCUGGGCUGGCAGCCAGGGAUGUGCUCAUCGGCUUCUCCAGUGGUGAUGGCUAUGCCCAGAACAGCGAGCUGACCAAAGAGCCACCGGCUGUGAGGUACCGUCCAGACCAGCACCACAGCUCCAGCACUGAUGUGCGUGGGCUCUGGCUGUUCCGACUGGACAGCCACAGCCAGGUGAACUACAGGCUGCAGUGCCUGGCAUGGCUGCAGGCACAGCCACCACCAUCCACCUGGAGCAUGGAGCUGCCACCCUGCCCCUGCUCACGGCCCCAGGCAGAGCUGGACCCCCGAUAUCGCCGGAGCAGAAGUGCUGAGUCCCCUCCUGCACCUGGGGUGCCCACUGUACCCCAAAAUACUUCAGAUCUCUUUGUGACAGUGCUGCGCACCACAUCCCCCAGCCGAAUGGGAGCUGGGGUGCGGUGUGUGUACCAUGGCACAGGGUUCUUGGAAGGAUGGUUGGAGAGAUUCUGGAGCCCACCCACCGACCCUUCAGACAAUGGGGAGCUGGAGGCGUUUGAAUGGUGUUGCCAGCAUGUGGGGAAGCCUCAUUUCUGCACCAUGUACAGCGAGAAGAGACCAAGAGUUGGCUGUGAGGGAUAUGUGCCACCCACCAAUGGCAAUGCCUUUGGGGACCCCCACAUCACCACCCUGGAUGGCCUCACCUACACCUUCAAUGCACUCGGGGACUUCGUGCUGCUGCUGGCCAGCGAUGCCCACACCAGCUUUGUGCUUCAAGGGCGCAUGGCCCGCACUGGCACAGCCCAGGCCACCAACUUCAUGGCCUUCGUUGCCCAGUACACCACCACCACCCCCACAACAGUUGAGUGGACCUUGGGGAGCCAUAAUGAGGUCCAAGUUCUGGUGAACUACAAAACCAUUCAGUUUUCUUAUUCCCAAGACAUGGAUGCUGAGGUGUACUACAGCCCUGGUGUCCUGCUGGUCAACACCUCCUCCAUCACGGCCGUCUUUGAUGGGACCAUCUCCAUCUCCAUCUCAGCCAGCUCUGGGAUGCUCAGUGCAGUAUGCAGCCUGCUGGAGCAGUACCACAAUGGCACCAGGGGCCUGCUGGGUGUAUGGAACCACAACCCAGCAGAUGACUUGCAGAUGCCAAAUGGAACCAACAUCCCUGUAAACAGCAGUGAGGAAGAUAUAUUUAACUAUGGGAUGACCUGGUCUGUUGGAGAGAACAGCCUGUUUGCCCAGCCCCUGGCUGCACCAGUAGGAACCUUCAACCCCAUCUUCUUGUCUGAGCUGCUACAGGAGAACCAAAGCCAUUAUCAGCUGGCAGCCUCGCAGUGCCACGGCUGCAGGGAAUGCAUCUAUGACAUGCUGAGCACAGGGGAUGUGGCCCUGGGCCUGGCCACCCAAAGCCUGGUGGAGGACUUCCAGAAGAGAAAGGCAGCACUCAAUGCCUUCCCUCCCAUCAUCACCGGCAGCCCAUUGCUCACAGCAUUCCGGACAGAACGAGUCACCAGGCAGUACCGAGCUGCAGGCCCAGGAGUACGCUUUGUCCCUCAUAUCUCACCACAGCUCAACAUAUCAGAGGACGGCAUGCUGACGUGGGAGCCCCGUGGGACAGCCCCGCUCAGCAUCACCCUGCAGGCUGUCAGCCCUCACCUCCCCCCAGCCCUCCUGCAGCUCAGCUUCACCCUGUGCAGCUGCCGCAGCAUCCAGCAGUGUGACUACAGCAGCACGACCACCAUCGCCAGCUCCUCCUUGCAGCUGGCAGCCUGCAUGUGUGACGAUGGAUAUUGGGGCUCCUUCUGCCAGCACGCACCGGACCCCUGUGCCCAGGGCUGCUUCCCUGGGGUGGGCUGUGACCCACACACCGGCUGUGGUCCCUGCCCACCUGGGCUGACCGGCGAUGGGCUGCACUGUGCAGAUAUUGAUGAGUGUGUGCAGAAGGCGGCAUGUCAGGGGAACCUCACCUGCACCAACACUGUGGGCAGCUAUACCUGCUCCUGCCCCAGCGACACGGCAGGGGAGGGUCUGGGAUGCGGCACUGCCUGCAGGUCCCACUCCUGCCCUGUGGGCUUCUGCAGCAACGGGGGACGCUGCCGCCUGCAUCCCCCCUCCUGUACACCCACCUGUGAGUGUCCCCCAGCAUUUACUGACCAGCACUGCGUGGUGGCAGGAGGGGACUUUCAGCCCCUGGCCAGCACAGACCUGCCCCAGAGGAGCGUGUUGCUGUGGGUUAGUGCAAUGCAAAGUGCCACAGCUGAGGAAGUCAAUGCCACGGUCACAGCCAUCCUGGGCUCCCUGGAAGUGAAGGCGUUUUGGAGGAACACCAACAUCACCUGCAUGACAGCUGAUGGCCUCACCUUUGCUGUGGUGGCCGAAUUUACCUACAACAGCAGCAGCUUUGUCAUCUGGUUCCUGAAUGAGGAGCUGACAGCGGCCAUCACCACUGCUUUCAAUGGGCAGAGGGCACGGCGAGAGGCGGGUGCAAGUCUCCCCUUUGCACACCUACACCUGGACAACAUCACGGACCUGGUGAAAUUAUCAGUCCCUGAGCUGCGGCACUACUUCUCCUGCACGCUGUAUGGCUAUGAGGGUUACCAGCUCGACUACGUGGGGAAUGUCGGAUUGAUCUGCAUCUCCCCCUGCAAGAAGGGCUACUGCCAGCAUGGCGGCCACUGCCAGCACCUGCCUGAGGGUCCCACGUGCAGCUGUGUGCCCUUCUCCAUCUUCUCCCCGGGCGGUGCCCGCUGUGAGCAGCUCGCUGUCAGCCUCGCUGCUUUCAUCAGCAUCUUGGUGGGGGCCCUGGCACUGCUCUGCCUCCUGCUCUCCAUUGCCUGCUUGGCUGCGCAUCUCUGCCGUCGGCGCCAGGAGCUCCAGGGGACCAAAGGGACCUUCUGGAGGCAGCGGCCAUUCUCCUCCCUGAUGAAGGCAGAAGAGGGGGCAGAGGCCUCAGGAAGGCUCUGGGAACCGCAGCUCCGGGCCAUCGAUCCAUCCAUCCAGAUGCGGAUCAAGAGACCCCAUGUCCUGCCUCCAAAUCAACGCACUGUGCAGCCCUAGCAUGCUCUGCUCCCAGUGGUGGGGCAGCAAGAGGGGGCUCUGUGCACAGGAAGGAGAUGGAGCAUACAAGGCUGUGGGAUAUGGCUGUGCCAUGACAAUAUGGGUCACCAAAGCAAUAGGACCUUCUGCUGAGGACCUGAAGAGGUGAUCGGGGCCAUUCAUAGGAGUGUCUACGACAGGGCGUGCACCUGCACCGUGCAACCAGACCCAGCAAUCACACCUUAUUAUGAACAAAACAGAAUAAAAAUGAGAUGAGGGCA